GAAUCAGAAGGCAGCACGGGGAUGGUCCCCUGUGGGAGGACGGCCGGGCCUCCGUGGGGUUAACCAGACCCGUCAGGAAGUGCACGGCUUUCCUCCGGCUCCACCCUCCCUCGGUCCGGCAGCCGGCAGCUCCUACUGCGCAUUGAAUCGGGCGGCCCAGGCUGACCCCCAGGAGGACCCCGAGCCGCCUGCCCAACUGCGCCAUGUCCGACUACGAGAACGAGGACGAGUGCUGGAGCGCCCUGGAGGGCUUCCGGGUGAAGCUCAUCUCCAUCAUCGACCCCGCCCGCAUCACGCCCUACCUGCGCCAGUGCAAGGUCCUGAACCCCGACGACGAGGAGCAGGUGCUCAGUGACCCCAGCCUGGUCAUCCGCAAGCGGAAAGUGGGUGUGCUCCUGGACAUCCUGCAGCGGACUGGCCACAAGGGCUACGUGGCGUUCCUAGAGAGCCUGGAGCUCUACUACCCGCAGCUGUACAGGAAGGUCACGGGCAAAGAGCCCACCCGCGUCUUCUCCAUGAUCAUCGACGCCUCCGGGGAGUCAGGCCUGAUGCAGCUGCUGAUGAGCGAGGUGAUGAAGCUGCAGAAGAAGGUGCAGGACCUGACGGCACUGCUGGGCUCCAAGGACGACCUCAUCAAGGAGCUGAGGGUGAAGGACAGCCUGCUGCGCAAGCACCAGGAGCGUGUGCAGAGGCUCAAGGAGGCCUGCGAGGUGGGCGGCCGCGAGCUCCAGCGCUGCAAGGACGAGAACUACGACCUGGCCCUGCGCCUGGCCCGCCAGAGCGAGGAGCGGGGCGCCGCGCUCAUGCGCAACCGCGACCUGCAGCUGGAGGUCGACCGGCUCAAGCACAGCCUCAUGAAGGCAGAGGACGACUGCUCGGUGGAGCGCAAGCACACGCUGAAGCUCAGGCGCGCCAUGGAGCAGCGCCCCAGCCAGGAGCUGCUGUGGGAGCUGCAGCAGGAGAAGGCGCUGCUGCAGGCGCGGGUGCGGGGGCUGGAGGCCUCCGUCCAGGAGGGGAAGCCGGACCGGAGCAGCCCCUACGUCCAGGUGCUGGAGGAGGACUGGCGACAGGCGCAGAGGGGCCUCCAGGAGCAGACCGCCGCCAUCUUCUCCCUGCGCAAGGACCUGCGCCAGGCCGAGGCCCUGCGCGCCCGGUGCACGGAGGAGAAGGAGAUGUUUGAGCUGCAGUGCCUGGCCCUGCGGAAGGACUCCAAGAUGUACAAGGAGCGCAUCGAGGCCAUCCUGCAGCAGAUGGGAGAGGUCGCCGUCGAGCGGGACCAGGCCAUCGCAACGCGCGAGGAGCUGCAUGCCCGGCACGCCCGCAGCCUGCAGGACAAGGACGCGCUGCGGAAGCGGGUCCGCGAGCUGAGCGAGAAGGUGGACGAGCUGCAGCUGCAGCUGUUCCAGCGCGAGGGCCAGCUGCUGGCGGUUGAGGGCCGCCUCCGGUGGCAGCAGCUGGAGACGUCCGUCCUGAGCUCCGACCUAGAGGAUGGCUCACCGAGGAACUCCCAGGAGCUCUCGCUCCCCCAGGACCUAGAGGAGGAUGCCCAGCUCUCAGACAAAGGCGGCCCGGCCAUCGGGGAGAGCCCUGAGCAGCCCUCUGUGGCUCUGCAGAAGGAGCGGCUUUCACUGACCCCCGAGGACGCAGGCUUGAGCGGCGGGGAGCCCCCCGAGAAGGAGAAGGGGCGGCGGCGUCUCAAGGAGAGUUUCGAGAACUACCGCAGGAAGCGGGCCCUCAGGAAGAUGCAGCACGGCGCGAGGCAGGGGGAGGUGGACUGGGAGAAUACCACGGGCAGCGACAACACCGACACCGAGGGCUCCUAGCCGGCCCCUCCGUCCAGCCGCUCGUCGUGGGAGG
Balaenoptera acutorostrata (minke whale) is the source of this 1857-nucleotide messenger RNA. RefSeq names its product caspase recruitment domain family member 9 (gene CARD9). The transcript has 13 exons. The record is from RefSeq and is a predicted model, not a curated record. NCBI's taxonomy places the organism in Eukaryota, Metazoa, Chordata, Mammalia, Artiodactyla, Balaenopteridae. Bases 204 to 1823 code for a protein of 539 amino acids. Gene Ontology annotation, biological process: regulation of apoptotic process; positive regulation of canonical NF-kappaB signal transduction.